CGCCGGCGUCCGUGAGCUUGAGGCCGGGGGGCGGGGGACUGGGCGGAGGGCUGUCGCUGCGCCCGGGAGGAGGCAAGCCGUCGGGGCUCUACGUGCGUCCGGGAGCAGAUGGCUCGAGCGCGCAGGAUGACGGUCCGAAGGGUCCGCGAGUCAAGUAUUCGAGGGACGAGCUGCUGGCGUACCGUGAGAAGUGCGCGGACAUUCCCCCCGAGAUUCUGAACACGGGGGGCGACAUCAUUGCGUCGUCCGCGGGGGGGCGCUCCUCUUCCGCCGCGGCGGAGCCCGACUGGUCGUCGCGCAGGAGCGCGCCGCCGCCUUCGCAGCCGGCAGGCCAGCAGGCGCGCGCGCCCGAGGCCCCGGACAACCGCGACUGGCGCGCGCGGCAAGCGCUCCCCCCGCAGGAGGAGCGCGAGCGCGAGCGCGGGCGCGGCGGCGGAGGCGGACGGGGAGGCGGAGGCGGGCGGGGAGGCGGAGAGCGGGAUUGGCAGAACCGCGGGGAGCAGCAGGGGGGACAGCAGCAGCAGCAGCAACAUCAGGGACAGGCUGGGAACGUGAGUGACAGUCUUGGGAAUCAGAGUGGCAGUGGUGGAAUGGAAGUGGCAGCGGUGGGAAUGGGUAUGGCAGCGGUGGGAAUGGGAGUGGCAGCGGUGGGAAUGGGAGUGGCAGCGGUGGGAAUGGGAGUGGCAGCGGUGGGAAUGGGAGUGGCAGUGGUGGGAAUGGGAGUGGCAGUGGUGGGAAUGGGAGUGGCAGUGGUGGGAAUGGGAGUGGCAGUGGUGGGAAUGGGAGUAGCAGUGGUGGGAAUGGGAGUGGUACCUCCUUUCGCCCCCCUUUCUUCUUUCCACCGUCUCCUCUCUCUCGCGCUCUCUCCUGCUCGUUUCCCCCUCUCCUUCUGCUUCGCUUCCUCCCCCCAUUCCCUCUUAACCCCCUCUCUCCCUCGCUCCCGCCCCCCUUCUUGCCCCAUUCCCGCCCCCCUUCCCUCCGCCCUUUCCUCCAUGGAUAUUCCCUUCUCUUCCCGUUCAGGCGGACGGCCCGGCGGUGCCGAUAGUGAAGGCGGCCGGUUGAGCACGACUCACAUGGCUGCACCUUGUCCCCCCUCUCCUCCCCUCCCCUCCCCCUCGUCUCCCCCUCCUCUAUCCGGACACGUCCUGGCGGACGGCCCGGCGGCGGACGGCCCUGCGGUCCCGAUAGUGAAGGCGGCCAAUCCGUGGAUGCCACGUCGCGGCGCCGUGGACGAGAAGGAGAAGGUUCUGCGAACUGUCAAGGGUAUCCUGAACAAGCUCACGCCUGAGAAAUUCGACGUGCUGCUGCAGCAGAUGCUGGAGUCGGGCAUCACCUCCGCGGAGCGACUGCAGGAGGUGAUCUCGCUCAUCUUUGACAAGGCAGUGGACGAGCCCACGUUCUGCCCCAUGUACGCGGAGCUCUGCGACAAGCUCUCCCACGCGCUGCCGCAGUUCCCGGGGCCGGAAGGGUCGGAUAAGCCGGUUACUUUCAGGCGGAUUCUGCUCAACACGUGCCAGGAGGAGUUCGAGCAGGCGCUGAAGCUGCGGCAGGAGCUCAAGGGAUUGACCAAGGCUGAGCAGGCCGAGGAGAGGGAGGACGUGCAGCGGCGGGUGAAGGCUCGCACGCAGGGGAACAUCCGGCUGAUCGGAGAGCUGUACAAGCAGAAGAUGAUUCCCGAGAAGAUCGUUCAUGCGUGCGCCCAGGAACUGCAAGGAGACAGCAAGACGGAGCCUCCAGAGGAGAACAUUGAGGCGCUCUGCCAGCUGCUGUCCACGGCAGGGAGAGGCAUGGAGGAGAAACCCGCCGGCAAGGCCAACCCGGUCCUCCUCAACGCCUACUUUGACCGCCUUAAAGCCCUCUCGAACUCCCCCACGCUGCCCUCUCGCAUCCGCUUCAUGUGCCGCGAUCUGGUCGACCUGCGGUCCAAUAAGUGGGUGCCACGUAGGAAGGAGCUCACUGCUAAGAAGCUGGAUCAGAUUCAUGCCGAAGCUGAGGCCACGCUCGGGCUGAGGAAGGGCGCUGCGUCGCUCAGGGUCGGCGCAGCCUCGGGAGCCAUGCCUGGAGGUCCGGGGAUGAUGUUCCCUCCCGGGCCUGGCUGGCCCGGAGGUCCGGGGAUGCCGGGCAUGCCCGGAGGCUUGGUGGGAGGUAUGGUGCCUCCUGUGGAUCUGGAUGGGUGGGAGACGGUUUCGAUUGGUCGGCGGGCGAAGAAGGAUACUGCCGGAGCUGCCGGGCAGGCUCGGCAGGGAGCUGCAGCUGCAGGUGCGGUACCGAUCAUGGGGCCAGGCAUGGGGCUCAAAAUGGGCCCAGGUAUGGGUCCGGGCAUGGGAGGUUCGUCGGCAUUCAUUGGCAAGCCGAGCGCUCUGAUUGGUGCCAAGCCUGCUCCUGUCAGACCAGCCGAACCUGCGGCUCCCAAGCCUGCUGCCGCUCCUGCCGCCGCCCCUGCCGCUGCUAGCAACGGCCCAGCCGCAGCAGCAAAGCCGGUAGCAGCGGCGGCAGUGUCAGGCACGUGGGAUGAUGUGGCAAAGAGGAAGUCUGAAUCUCUUCUCAAGGAGUUUUUCGCCGUUCUGGAUCUUAAGGAGGCUCAGCUGUGUAUGGAGGAGCUUGGCUCGCAGAAAUCCCACGAGGUUUCGUCCCGGUUCGUUGAAUUUGCCGCGAAUUUCGCCCUGGAGGGCGGCAAGGAGAAGGAGUGCGUGGAGGUGGGGCGGCUGCUCUCCCACCUGCACUCCAAGGGCGCGUUCGCACAGAGCGACAAGGGCGAGAGCGCGCUGACAGCUGGCAUGCUCUCAUUGGCCGAGCAGCUCGAUGACCUGGCUCUGGACGUGCCGCAGGCGCCGAGAUUCCUGGGCGAGUGGCUGGGCGGCUUUGUGGCAGCCGGGGCGGCGGAUUUCGGCUUACUCAAGUCUGUGUGUGAGAUGUCGUAUGAUGGCGGGAGGAGGCGGGCGGUGGUGGUGGCUGCGGUUAAGGCGAUUGAGGGGAGCGAGGCGGGGAAAGGGGAGGGGGUGGUGGAGGUGUUGAGGAAAGCAGGGGCAAAGGAGCUUAGUAAGGUUGUGACAGAGGAGGGGAAGGAUGAGGCGGAGGCAAAGAGGCAGCUUGAAGAGGACUUGAAGAAGGCUGGGCUUGCUUUGGAGGUGCUGACAUUGUGA
Messenger RNA from Closterium sp. NIES-65, 3143 nucleotides. Lineage: Eukaryota; Viridiplantae; Streptophyta; Zygnematophyceae; Desmidiales; Closteriaceae. The record is from the annotation of a GenBank genome assembly.